AUGUUGAAAAUAGGAUUGAAGCCGGUGGGCAUGCGUCUUGCGCAGACCCGUCCAAGACUUUCAGCAAUCAGAUUGGCCAGUUCAAAGGCCUCCAACCAAAAUGAACAAGUUGCAGAUGUCUCCAAGAUGCCUUUAAAGACCGUACCAGUUUUAGCCAAAUUCUACGUCCCCCCCGAGCUUCUGAAGGCCCCCAUACUGAAAUGGUUUGGUCUUAUACGCCGUAGAAUGUUUCUCUUUUUGGUUAACACCAUGCAAGUCAGACGGUUCAAGAGUGAGACCAAGUUAAAGGUCACCUUCAAUGAUUGGAAGGAAGAAGCCAUUGAAAAGUUUGUCAAGACCAACAAGGUGUUUGCCAAUGCCUGUAACGCUCCCUUAGAGAAGCGGGCCGGUAUUAUAGAAGAUGGGUUAAGGUUCACCUGUGGUCAAUUCAUGGAAGGAAUCUUAAAGUCCAGAGUUGCCCGGUUCCCAGUUAACUACAAGCUUAAAUGGGAAUUAGUUGAUGUGAUGACCAACCCCAAGGUUGAAGGGUUCUAUGUGAUUCCAGACACAAACGAUGCGUCUGCUUUGAUUCAACUUGUGGUCAAUGUCACUACCAAACAGAAGGUGACCGUUCAAAAGCCUGGUAACCAAUUGGAAGAGAAGGAAACCAUUUCCAAUGAUCAUUUGGUCUAUGGAAUUGACCCCUUCAGCAAAGAAAUGUACUUCAUUGGUAAGCUCUUCCCCAGUGGGUUGGAUGAAGGUGUCCAUCCUGAUCCUGAUGGAUCAGUAGCUGACCAAUUAGCUUUCAGUAAGAAGGCUGCGGAUAUCUUCCGGUCAGAGUAA
Molecule: messenger RNA, 822 nt
Organism: Lizanozyma spartinae
Lineage: Eukaryota; Fungi; Ascomycota; Pichiomycetes; Serinales; Debaryomycetaceae
Exons: 1
Coding region: 1-822 (273 amino acids)
Biological process (GO): protein insertion into mitochondrial inner membrane from matrix
Cellular component (GO): mitochondrial inner membrane
Source: RefSeq, a predicted model, not a curated record